Messenger RNA from Cucurbita maxima (winter squash), 1612 nucleotides. RefSeq names its product flavanone 3-dioxygenase 3. Lineage: Eukaryota; Viridiplantae; Streptophyta; Magnoliopsida; Cucurbitales; Cucurbitaceae. The record is from RefSeq and is a predicted model, not a curated record.
UAUUCCACAAUAAUCGUGGGAUGCUAAAGGAUACAAAAUAAAAAUUAUUCAACUAGAUCAUACAAGGUUGAAUAUCCCAUAAUAUUCGUGGAGCAUAUAAAGGACAUAUAAAUUUAAAGUACUUACCCUCUGUAAAUCCAAUGAAAAAUGUGCAGCUAAAAGAUGGGUAACUAAAUAUAAGAUAGACCUAAGUUUUGUCGGGAAAAUAAUUGAAGUUUAACAAGUUACUUCAGUCCCUUUUGUUUGUGUUCCCAUCCCAUAAAGUAGAAACAAGUUCAAGUUAUGCUAAAAGUAAUGUUUUGGAUCGUAGUUGAAAGCUCUUCAAAAACCCCCUUUUCACUGGAUAUCCUUUUUUGGUCUGCAUUCAAAGCAACAAAAAUACGGCGGUUCCUAUAUAAACCACAGUAUUAGUCUUCCUUCUAUCUCAUCUUCUCAUCUCCUUCCUUUCAAAUUCAACCUUCAAAACAUGGGGCUAAGAGGUGAGAGUUCAGGGUCAUUUUCCACAGGACAGACUGCACAAGAGAAAGGCUUAAACUAUGUCCCUAAUGCUUAUGUGAUUCCUACCCCACAGCGCCCGAGUUUGUCCCCAGAGACCGCCAUUGUUCCCAUCAUUGAUAUGGCUUCUCUAAGAUCAAAUGAUUCAGCUGAAAGGUCCCUCGCCAUUGAAGCGCUCAGAAAAGCUUGCAUUAGCCUCGGCUUUUUUCAGGUAAAGUUUCAAUUCUUUACACUGAUUCUAGAAACUGGAGAGAUUUAUAUUAGCUACCUAUUAACUUCAAUCUGUUUUCUUCAGAUAAUCAAUCAUGGAAUCAGCAAAACGGUGAUGGAGGAAGCACUAAGCCAAGCCAGGGAGUUCUUUAACUUACCACUAAAGGAGAAGAUGAAGUAUAAGUCAGAUGAUGUUAGCAAAGCAGUCAGGUAUGGAACAAGCUUGAAAGAUGGAGUAGACAAAAUAAAGUUUUGGAGAGUUUUCCUCAAACACUAUGCUCAUCCAUUGGAAGAUUGGGUAGACUCCUGGCCCACCAAUCCACAUACUUAUAGGGAAAAGAUGGGACAAUACACCAAGGAGGUGAGAAAAGUAAGCUUAGAGAUAGAGGAAGCCAUAACUGAAAGCUUGGGUUUAAGACCAUACCUCAGCAGCAAAAUGGCUGAAGGAGUCCAGGUAGUGGCAGUAAACUGCUACCCGCCAUGUCCACAGCCAGGGGUCGCACUUGGGUUGCCACCACAUACAGACUACAGCUGCAUAACCACAAUUCUACAAAGCAGCCAGGGACUUGAAAUCAUGGACCGGGCUGAUGGGAAAUGGAAGAUGGUUCCUAAUGUUGAUGGCAGUCUGCAGGUCCAUGUGGGCGAUCAUGUGGAGGUUCUAAGCAAUGGGCUUUACAAGGGUGUCGUCCACAGAGCCAUUGUCAAUUCUGAGAGAACAAGAAUCUCCAUUUCCAGUCUACACAGCUUGGGAAUGGACGAGAAAAUGAAGCCUGCAGAAGAGCUUGUGGAUGAACAAAAUCCUAUUAAGUAUAAAGAAAGCAGCUUCAAUGAUUUUCUCAAAUUUCUCUCCAGCAACGAUCUUGCAGAAGGAAAAAGCUUCAUCGACACACUCAAGAUCCAGAAUUAA